CUUUCAUAACCGGAGUUGGAAUAAAUAGUUGCUUUGGACCAGACUGCAAACAUCUAGUUUUUGAAUGCACGAAACCCAACUCUCAGUCACGAUGAUCUAUCUUUCAGGACUUGUUGGCUUUCUGCUGGUGCUGACAGCUGAGGCCAGAGUUGGGAACUCCUCUCAGUUACAGUUCUGCUCUGAGACAGAACAGUGCCUGCUGUUUGAUCUGAUUUGUAAGACUGACGAAUAUGAGGCCCGUCACUAUGACUCUGUGAAGUGGGUUUCAACUGACGAGACUUCCUUCUUCAUGGAGUUUGCAGCAAUGAAAGCAUUCAGACGACUGUAUGAGUACAUCUCUGGUACCAACGACAAGGGAAAGAAAAUUGAAAUGACAGCUCCUGUUAUUGUGAGAAUGCCUGACAAGAGAUUUUGGCAAAUGGGUGUCUACACAAUGAGUUUCUUGCUGCCAGCUGAUUGUCAGAAAAAUCCCCCCAAACCUACUGAUAGUAAGGUGUACAUCCAGACCAUGCCAGACAUGAAAGUGUAUUCACGGAGCUACGGUGGAUGGAUGACGAGCACGUCUGACAGCAACACAGCAAGCGCUCUGUCCACUGCCCUCGACUUAGUGGAUGAAAAUUACAAAAAAGGAUUCCACUACGCUGUUGGAUAUAACAGUCCAAUGACGAUCUUUAACAGGCACAAUGAGGUGUGGUUUGUUGCUGAGGAUGAUCCAGCGUGUUCCAGCAGUGAGGAAUUGAACUUUGCUCCUUUCUCCUAAAUAUUUGUGAGCUGUGUGCAAUGGCAGCUUAAAUGAAGAGAUGUUGUAGCUGGACUAUUGCUUCACUAUUGCUUCAAGUCAUAUUGUGUCAUAUGAAUAAUCUUCCAGUGACAGCCCAGAUUUUGAAAAUUGGUAUGUUCUGAAUUUACCAUGUAUUACUUGUGAUGAUGGCCUUACACUGGCUUGUUUCAUGUUUUUCUUUUAUGUUCAAUAAAGUUACC
This is a messenger RNA of Seriola dumerili (greater amberjack), 981 nucleotides long. It is a transcript of the gene soul5, whose product is annotated as heme-binding protein 2-like. NCBI's taxonomy places the organism in Eukaryota, Metazoa, Chordata, Actinopteri, Carangiformes, Carangidae. Gene Ontology annotation, cellular component: cytoplasm. Bases 65 to 760 code for a protein of 231 amino acids. The transcript is spliced from 7 exons. The record is from RefSeq and is a predicted model, not a curated record.